This is a messenger RNA of Anopheles darlingi, 2052 nucleotides long. RefSeq names its product guanine nucleotide-binding protein G(f) subunit alpha (gene Galphaf). The transcript has 5 exons. Gene Ontology annotation, biological process: adenylate cyclase-modulating G protein-coupled receptor signaling pathway. Lineage: Eukaryota; Metazoa; Arthropoda; Insecta; Diptera; Culicidae. Bases 521 to 1675 code for a protein of 384 amino acids. The record is from RefSeq and is a predicted model, not a curated record. Gene Ontology annotation, cellular component: heterotrimeric G-protein complex. Gene Ontology annotation, molecular function: G-protein beta/gamma-subunit complex binding; GTPase activity; guanyl nucleotide binding.
GUUGCAAUUCGAAAGCGGAACUCAUCGGAGGCAUCAUAACGUGGCUAGGAAAAAGGUGUGCGCAACAAACAACAGAGUGAUUGUUCUUUGGAGUUACGAUCGAGAACCGUAAGCCAGAGCGUGUGGAUAUAACUAUAGUUCGGUUCGAAAAACAAGUAAAUUCGAGAUACGAGAGCCAAGAAGGACUAACAACUCAUUGGUGACCUCAAAACAGGAAGAAAUUGUUAAGAUGAUCUGAAUGUGAUAAGUGCACUGGUUUGAUAAGUGCAUUCGAUACGUGCGUGCACACACGGAGCAGGUCGGUCGUAUCGAGUUGUUAAGUGAAAACUAACUCUUCAACAAACUCCCCACCUCGUCACGAAGUGUUUCACUUUCGUUAUAAGUCGGCGUACAAAUACCGUGAAACGAUAUUCGGAGAUCCUUCUUCGGAAAUUGUUUAGAUCCUUUUAGAAGACACUUUCGGCACGAGUCCGGCCAUUCGGUGCUGUGACAGUCAACCGGAUCGACGACCGACGACGACAUGCUGCUGAUCGACUGCUUCCGUCGGCCCUCGCAUGAACUGCAGACUCGCAAGAAGCAAUCCUCGAAGGAGAUCGUCCAGCGAUGUCCCUCGAUCCGUGAUCCGGUGAAGAUACUGCUGCUCGGUGCAGGCGAAUCGGGCAAAACCACCAUCAUCAAGCAGAUGCGCAUUCUGCACGUUCAGAAUAGCUACAGCUUCGAUGAGCGGUUGGAGAAGCUGGCGGAUCUCUACGAGAACAUCCACGAGUCGAUCUACGAGUUAGUACGUGAAGCGAUCCUUCUCGAUCUCGAGUUUGAUUCGGCCACCAAUCAACGAUGUGCGGAGUACAUCCUAAGACUGGGCCGGCAGCCACCUUGGACGCUCUCGGUGGAGUACGUCCAGUGCGUACGGUUGCUCUGGGCGGAUUCGGGCAUUAGACGGUGCUACAAACGGGCCAAUGAGUUCCAGCUCAACGAUAGUGCCAAGUACUUUUUGGAUCGUGUAGAAAAGAUCUCAAUGCCCGGCUACAUACCCUCGAACGGGGACAUACUGAACUGUCGGAAAACGACGACCGGUAUCCAGGAGACGCGUUUCAACGUACGCAUGCCGGCGUCGGUCGGUGGAGGCUUCCAGGAGUUUCGAAUGUUCGAUGUCGGUGGCCAACGGCACCACCGGAGCAAGUGGAUGCAGGCCUUCGAGGGUGUGCACGCCGUGCUGUUCCUCAUCUCGUGCGGUGGCUUCGAUCAAACGUUACGCGAAGAUCCGAAGCAGAAUCGACUGACCGAAGGUUUCGAGCUGUUCCGUGGUGUGUGGCACAAUCGGUUUUUGGCCGAAACCGGCGUGAUCGUGUUCCUCAACAAGCAAGACGUUCUCGAGCAGAAGUUGCUGGCGGGAAAAUCGAUUAGAACGUACUUUCCCGAGUAUGACGAUUACGUGGCAUUCGCUGAUAAGGAUCAGCUGUACGACGAGCUGGCACGUACGCGAUCCUUCAUACGCUCGAAGAUGGUGGACAUUACAAAUGAGCCUCCGCGAAGAACAUCGCACCUAAUCGGACGGAAACGAAGCUGUUAUUUCCACUUUACCAUCGCUACCGAUACGCAGAAUGUGCGAACCGUGUUCAACGAUGUGCAAAACAUUGUUUUAGCGAAAAAUCUCUCCAACAUCAGUGUACUGUAACGGCAGCCAGACACGUGGCCGAUAGUUGUGCUUCCCGUUGCUCCGUUUAUGUGUUUAAUGCAAAUCUCAGAAAUAGCACCACUGCAUAGAUAGGAAUCGUUUAGAAUCAGGGAGAUACAAAUUAACUGAAAGGUCGAUGUUUCUGCUAAACGAGUCUACAAGCUACAAGUGGUAAUAAAUUUAUUACAAAGCAAUUCUUUUGCAUGUGCCGUUACUUAACGUUAACUUAGGGUAAUAUUUCAUGUCAUAGAAAACGCGUUUCAUGUUCUGGACCACGUUAUUAUGCAAAAAUCUACCGCGGUUAGAAAGUUAAUUAACUUAAGUUGCGUAUCUUGUUUUGUCGAUGAUAAAAAAAUGAUAGAAAAAUAAAAUAUUAU